AUGCGAUGGAUAUCCCUGUCUCCAAGGGUAUACGACCUAGUGAAGGCCACUGAUAGACUCUCUGCAUGCCAAUACGAGCUCCGUUUGACAUAUGAAAACUUCAAUUGUUCAGCGAAAGAGGAACCUAUCAACUGUGCUCGCGAAGCUCCUCUGCGCAUCUUAAGUUUUGAUAUAGAAACGGAUGUCUACAUCGAUCCUUCAGGAAAGGAUGAAUUCCCCACACCGAACGCACAAUCUAUCAUUCAAAUUUCUGGCAUGCUCAAGUACCAAAGGGACAGUGAACCUUUCUACAGGAACGUACUGACUUUAAAAUCAUGCAACGCAAUCGAAGGGACGGAUGUUGAAUCUUUUGAAGAAGAAUCAGACUUAAUCAAGAGAUGGUUGAAGUUUAUACACGACGCAGACCCGGACAUCAUCGUUGGAUACAACUCCUGUGGAUUUGACAUCCCAUAUAUCCUUCUUCGUGCAAAGCGCCUCAGUAUUCCUUGCGGAAUCAACUUCGAAAUCUCGAAUCCGAUCUUUCGACCGGGACCAGGUGCUUUCAGUUCUGCGCCGGUUAUUCCGGGUCGCCUGCAAGUUGACCUUUACGAUUUUGUUUUUCUGGAGCAUGGACAUCCUUCUGCCAAAGAAAAGGCUGAGUUACGGGCGGUCGGCAUCAGGAGGAAGCUCUUAGGCCUGGAAGCAUCCUCAUUCCGAUUUUUGAAACAGAGGAAAGAAGACAUUGAUUUCAGGAACAUCCCAAAACUACAAGCUGGCACGGGAGAGGAUCGAAAGAAGCUCGCAAUUUACUGCCUUAAAGUGAAGUGA
Molecule: messenger RNA, 807 nt
Organism: Lentinula edodes (shiitake mushroom)
Lineage: Eukaryota; Fungi; Basidiomycota; Agaricomycetes; Agaricales; Omphalotaceae
Product: ribonuclease H-like domain-containing protein
Exons: 4
Coding region: 1-807 (268 amino acids)
Biological process (GO): DNA-templated DNA replication; nucleotide-excision repair, DNA gap filling; DNA replication proofreading
Cellular component (GO): delta DNA polymerase complex
Molecular function (GO): 3'-5'-DNA exonuclease activity; DNA-directed DNA polymerase activity; nucleic acid binding
Source: RefSeq, a predicted model, not a curated record